This is a messenger RNA of Fusarium tjaetaba, 570 nucleotides long. RefSeq lists its product as uncharacterized. Lineage: Eukaryota; Fungi; Ascomycota; Sordariomycetes; Hypocreales; Nectriaceae. The record is from RefSeq and is a predicted model, not a curated record. The transcript is spliced from 4 exons. Bases 1 to 570 code for a protein of 189 amino acids.
AUGCCCUUAUCCUCAGGUCAGAACUUGGACUCACAAAUUGUGUUUCCACACAGUUACAGAGAAGGACCCAAGUGUAUUGGGUUCGCAAAGUCCCAAAGUCGGCAGUGUAACAGAGUUAUUGGGAGUGCAAAGCGAGCGGACCACCCGCGCCUGGAAGAGGCUGUGAAACUCCUUCUGCUCUAUCAACACAAGGCCACUGAUUUCGAUAAGGAGCUGGAGGAUGCUUCGCAGAAGUUUCGAGAUGCGGCGGAGGCAGCGAAGAAAUCGGAGGCGGCCCGAGUCAAGCAGGAGAAGCCUAUUCCCCAGAAGCCUGAGCCCGAGUCUGACUCCGAGUCUAGCUCAGAAUCAGAAAGCGAUGGCGGAGACGAUGUUGAGAUCCAUCCCCUGGAGGCUUGGGAGCGCUACAACUCCAAGUGGAAGGCGAUAGACAAAUCUGGGCUGGAAGAAGGGCUUUGCUCUAGGAAUGUCAAGGAUACUUUUGGCAGAAUGUUUUAUCAAGGCAUUUGGAAAAAGGAGGUCAAGAUGAUUUCUUCAGUGGCCAAGGAGUUCGAGAAGCUGUACUCGGAGUAG